Messenger RNA from Apis cerana (Asiatic honeybee), 5273 nucleotides. It is a transcript of the gene RN-tre, whose product is annotated as USP6 N-terminal like RN-tre. The record is from RefSeq and is a predicted model, not a curated record. Gene Ontology annotation, molecular function: GTPase activator activity; small GTPase binding. NCBI's taxonomy places the organism in Eukaryota, Metazoa, Arthropoda, Insecta, Hymenoptera, Apidae. Gene Ontology annotation, biological process: regulation of GTPase activity.
GAAGUUGCAGUACUGAUAUGUAAGUAUGUACGAUAGUUUUGUUGAACGACUUAUGCAAAUAUGAUUUUAUAUUUAUAUUAUGAAACGAAGAAAGAUAGUUAAUUUAUAAAUAUGAUAUAUUUAUAAUUAUACAAUCAAUUUUUUGGUGAUAAGAUUUAGAUCGAUUAUUGAAGACAUCAUUUAAUUUCUAUGUAUAUAACCUUGUUCCUUGUCAAUACGUGAUAAUAGCCUAAAGUGAAUAGAUUUUUCUUAAUAAGACGGCAUGUUUGUAAGAAUCUGGUUGCGAAUUCUCACGGGGGAUGAAUGAGGAAGAAUUAUUAAAGCGGUCUGCUGCAGAGCGAGAUAGAAUAUUUAGCUGCUACGACCGUGGUAGAGAAAAUGGAGCAGAAAUUGACCCUUGGGAAGAUCCUACUUUUGAAGUAUAUCAUACCACAGACAGAUAUGGAUUCAUACAUGAUAAACGUUUACCACAAAAACCAGAUCCUAAUGAAAUUAAGACUCAUCGGGUAGAAAUGGAAAGAUUAAAAAAAUGGGAAAAGAUGACGAAACAAUGGGAUAGUUCAUCAACUAAGGAAAAAUUACGACGCAGAAUAUAUAAAGGGAUUCCUAAUAGAUUUCGUGGUCAAGUGUGGGCAUUGUUAUUGGGUAUUAAAAAUUUAAAAAAAGAACAAGCUGGUAAAUAUGAAGAGAUGUUACAACUUGCACGUCAAUGGUCUACAGAAAUAAGACAAAUCGAUGCUGAUGUAGCUAGACAAUAUAGAGAUCAUAUCAAUUAUAGUAUGUACAAUAUGGAAGUGGGUUAUUGCCAAGGGAUGUCGGUAUUAGCUGGAUUACUUUUACUAUAUAUGGAUGAAGAAGAUGCAUUUUGGGGUCUUUCUGUUUUACUUGCUGAUAAGAAAUAUACCAUGCAUGGAUUUUAUGUAGAUGGAUUUCCAAAAUUAAAUCGUUUCAUAGAACAUCAUGAUAAAAUUAUGAAUAAAUUUUUGCCGAAAUUGAAGCGGAAACUUGAUAAAUGCGGUUGUGAUUCUAUUCUUUAUGCAUUAAAAUGGUUUUUCGUUGUUUUUCAAGAAAGGACACCUGUUAGUCUUGGUCUUCGAAUUUGGGAUAUAUUUUUAUUAGAUGGAGAUCGUAUUUUACCUGCUAUGGCAUACACAGUUAUGAAAAUGCACAAACGUUUUCUUAUGCCAAUGGAAAGUUUAGAUGAAUUUUGUAAUUAUUUGCAAAUUAAAUUAGAAAAAGAUUUCUGUUUUGAUGAUGAUACAGUAAUAAAUACUAUGGAACGUAGUAUGGAAGAAUUAAAACGUGCCAAGUUGGAUUAUCCAGGUCCUCCAUUACUGCAUGAAUUACCACGAUAUCCAUUUGGUACUUUUAAAGAACCUUCAUUUGCAAGCAAAGUUGGAAGACGUACCGAAGAAUUUAGCGAAGCACAACAUGUAAUGCGAGAAUCUAUAACACAGCGUAGAGAUCUUGUUCUUGCUGAAGAUGGUAGAGAAAGUACAACACCAGUUGAACAAACUAGUUGUGGUCUUGGCGGAAGCAAAUUCUCAUUUGAUCCGAGUCUUGACGAUGGGGCCUCUCCCAAUGGUUCACGCCGAUCAUUAGCAGAUACAUCUGUUACUUCAACAGCUGACCUUUCUGUAUUUAGUUCGGCAACGCGGUCUCAAGCUUUAGACAAUAGUCUUGAUACUCAAAGUAAUAUUUCUAAUGGCAGCUCUGGUAGUGGUGGUUUACCCACACCUAAGGCAACGCCUCAUCAACCAAGUCCAGAUGUUGUACGAAUUUAUGUACCAUAUACUUCACCUAUAUCUGGUUCGUACAAAGAUGAUCUUCCACGUACACUUCCGCGAUCUUUAGAAACUAAUAGAAUUCGUAUACGAGUUGAUCCUGAUCAAACACCAAUAGUGGAAAAUUUGAAACCUUUUUCAUUAGAAAGUCCAGAAGUCAAAUUAGACUUAAAAUAAUUAUCCUAUUUGUUCAAUAGUUUUAGUAUUUCAUUAUGCAGAAAUCAAUUCAUGACAUUGGAAUAAGUAUUAAAGAAAGAUUUAGAUAAACAAAAUUUUAUUAUUUGUUUUAUCUAUAUCUAUAUUGUAAUAUAUAUAGAAAGGUGAUAUUCAAAGCAGUAAUUAUGAUAGGAACGAAAAAUGAAUAUUAAAUGUGCAUAUGAAUGUGCAUAGUAUGUAUAAUUAUUUUUUUGCUAAAGUAGCUAAUCGAAAUAUCAACGUAAAUUUAACGUUCUCUCAAAUAGAAAUCUGUGUAUGUUACAUGCACUAAUUAUGAAUAUAAUUGUAAUUGUCAUUUAUCUUAAAUGAAACUUAUUACAGUCUUGUGAUGGCCUAAUUUAUAGUUAAACAAAAAUAAUUUGAAAUGUAUAAUAGAAAAUUGUCACUUUCAAUAUAUUAUAUAUUAUUCUUAAUCGAAUGAUCAACGAUAUUUUAAAUAAUGAAAUUAUAUCUAUAACUUGUCAAAUAAUUCUAAAAAUAAUUAUAUAAUGUUUAUAGUAAGUCAAAUUAUGUUUCAAAGAAUGAUGAUGGAACUUUAUGCAAAAUGAAAACGGAUUAUAUACUAAAAUUAUUUAUAAUAUUUAGAAGAUAUCUAAAAAGAAAUUUCAAACUAUUAUAUGAAUAUUAAUACAAAUAUAAGAUAUGAUAAUAUUAUGAAUAGAUAAUAAUAUUAUGAGUAUAAAACAUUAAGCAUAAUAUACAGAUAAUUUUUAAAGUAUAGAUUCUGUUUUUAAAUUUCUCUCUCUCUCUCUGAAUUUAAGAAUUUAAAAACAGGAUAUACAAGAUAUUUUGGGAUAUAUUAAAAAAUUGGCCAUUAUAUAUAUAUAUAUAAAAAUGAAAAAUGAGUAAAUUUUCCAUAGUAAAUAUAAUUUUAAAAAAUCGAUAUUUUUAUUAUCAUGAACAUAUAAAAUCCUUUAAAAAUAAUUAUUUAUAUUUUCAGUAUUGUAUAUUUCUCUGAAAAUUUUUAUAAUUAUUAUCUAUAUUAUCAAAAAUAUCAUAAAGUUCCAUACUCUAAAAAUAUUUAACAAAUAAAUAAUUUUGCAUUAUAGAUAUCCUUUGUAAUCCAAAUAUAGAAAAAAAAUUUUCAUUAAUAGAAGUUAAUUCUUUCAGUAAUCACAGAUAAAUUAAUAUAAAAAUAUAUAUUGCUUUAGAAUUAUAUUUUUACAAUUAUUAUUUGAUCAUAUAUCAAAAUAUUUGAUAUUGAUUUUAUAUAAAAUCAAUUAACAUUAUCAAAUAUUAUUGAUAAAUUACAAUUUUUAUAUUAUUUAUUCUAAAGCAUUUAAUAUAUAUAAUUUAGAUUAUUGUUAAUUAUUUACUUUGGGAACAAUUAUAAAUUUAUAACAUGUAAUUUAUAUUAUUUCAGCAUUAAUAUAUAAAUGAAAAAUUUAAUUGAUAAAUAAUCAUAUCUUCUAAAAGUUAUAUUUUAUUAAUAUAUUAAGUUAACUAAUAUACUGCCACAAAAUAUAUUAGUAUUUUAUUUAUUUUAAGUUUUGCUUUUUUUUAUAUUGAUCAAUGAUAUAUGUUAGUGUAUAUACAUAGUAUUUAAAAAAGAAAGGGAAUCUUUCAUUAUAUAAUAUUUGAAAGAGAUUCCUGAAAGAAAUACUUACAAGAUAUUUAUCAGAAUCUUUUAUCAAGGAAUGUGAAUACUGAACAAUCUUCUAAUAUGCAGUAUAUUUAUUAUUUAAAUGUACAAAGAUAUAUUUUAGAUUAAAGUAAUUACAAUGGAAACAUGCUUUAUAUUUAAUUGGUUCUGUAAAACAUUCCUAGACAGUAUUCCUCAAUGUAUAUAAAAUACGAAAUUAAUAUAUAUUAUUGUCGUGAUAAUAAAAAAGUUGAUAGUAAUCACUUGUUAUAUCUAAUAGCAUAAGGUCAUAUUUGUUAAAUAAAUAUUAAAUGUUAAUGGUUUGAAUCUUUAUUGUAAAGAAGAUCAACCAAAUGAUGUACAGUUAUAGUAUUAUUUUCUUUUAGUUGCAUGACAUUAUAUUAUAUAAAUUUUCAAGCAAUUAAGAUAAAAUAAAAUGAUUAUCUUAUAUAUAAAAUAUUUAAAGAUGGAAUUGUAUAGAUGCAAAAAAUUUAAUGAUAAAUAAAACAAGAAAAAAAGAAAAAUAUAAUGAUGCAUUUCUUUAACUUGCAUUAAAAUUUAAUUUUUUGUCAAGAUUUAUUAAUAAUAUAUAAUAAUUAUUCUAAAUAUAAAUUUAAUAAUUUUUCUUAAUAUAAAUUGUCAUGCAAAUAUACAGAUAUUUUUAAUAUUAAUUUAAAAGUAAAUGAUAUGAAUGUUUGCAGAUCAAAAAAUGUCAUAAUUUUUUUUAUUAUUUAUAAUAUUAAUAAUGCAAGGUAUAAAAUUAAAUUGUAUAAAUAAAUAUUUUGUUUUAAUUUUUGCUAUAAAGAUUUUGAAUAUAUCGAAUAUAUCGAAUAUAUUUUAAAAUUUAUAAAUUAAUUUUUGGAAAUUUAUUUUUUUAUGAUUCUGUAAAUUAUUUUAAAAUAUUUUAGAUAUGAAUCUCAUUUUAAUACUCAAUUAGAUUUAUAUAUCAGAAAAUAAUGAAAUAGGAUAUUAUUUUGUAUUCAUAAAUAAAAAUAUAAAUAAAAAUAAGUUUAAACCAAAAAUAACAUUUAAUAUAAAAGGAUUAAAGUAAAAAAUUAUAAUAAAGAUUUUAUAAUAUUUAAAUAAGAAUAUAUGCAAAGUAUUAAGGUCAAUAAUUAAUGUUUCUUUUAUUCUAAAAAAUAAUACAUAUUUUGUAAAAUGAAUCAUAAUAAAUAAUUUCUUUAAUUAUAAUUUUAAUAAAAUAAAUCUUUUUAUUAAUAAAAUAAAAUAAAGUAGCUUUAAAUAUAUUCAAAUUUUUACAGUACAUUUAUUUAAGUUGUAGAAUUUAAAAAAUAAAGAUACAUAUUAAAAAAAUGUAUUUGUGAUUUUGUUCAAUAUUCACAUUCAUAUCAUCGCACCAUAUAAGUAAAUUAAAGUUCAAAUAUAAUAUUUAAUGAAACAUAUUUAGAAUUGAAUUUCAAGUCGAUAUUUUUUUUAUACAAAAAUAGAAAUGAUAUAUAUCUAAUAGGCUACAGUAUAAUUAUAGAAUAUUUAGAAAGAUAAAUUUAAUAAUACAAUACUUGUGUAAAUUUAUUGAUGCCUGAUAGCCUGUUGUACUUUGAUUUAAAUGAUCAAAAUAAUAAAUAAUAAGAAUCGAAUUAAGUAUGAUUUAUUUUGAAGAAUUUUACUUUGUAUCAUUUGUGAUUUUCAAAUUUUUGUUAAUAAAUGUAUAAAAAUUCUUUUAACAAAAA